Darwinula stevensoni is the source of this 417-nucleotide messenger RNA. The record is from the annotation of a GenBank genome assembly. Lineage: Eukaryota; Metazoa; Arthropoda; Ostracoda; Podocopida; Darwinulidae.
CAGGACACGGUGAUGGCCCUGCAGGCCCUGGCGGUCUACGCGUCCCACGAGGGACUGGGGGAUGUGGCCGCGGACGUCCGUCUGUCCUCCUCCGGCUGGGAGCACGCGUUCCACCUCACCGAUCGGAAUCGCCUGGUCCAGCAGAUCGUCUCCGUCCCGUCUCUUCCCGGUGACAUCAAGAUCUCCUCGGCCGGGAGCGGCUGCGUCCUCGUUCAGGCGACGACGCGGUAUUCGGCGUUCGGAGGGCCCGAGAAGAGGGGGAUGAGGCUGACCGUAGAGGAGAGGCCGCUCGACGCGCACGGAUGCGACCGGCAGACGAUUCGCGUCUGCGUCGCGCAUUCCGGACCCGGCAACGCAUCCAGCAUGGCCCUGCUCCAAGUCUCCAUGCUCUCCGGUUUCGAACCAGGGAAAAACGCC